Eriocheir sinensis (Chinese mitten crab) is the source of this 1634-nucleotide messenger RNA. RefSeq lists its product as uncharacterized. The record is from RefSeq and is a predicted model, not a curated record. Gene Ontology annotation, molecular function: cysteine-type peptidase activity. The transcript is spliced from 9 exons. Gene Ontology annotation, biological process: proteolysis. Bases 1 to 1200 code for a protein of 399 amino acids. NCBI's taxonomy places the organism in Eukaryota, Metazoa, Arthropoda, Malacostraca, Decapoda, Varunidae. Gene Ontology annotation, cellular component: lysosome.
AUGUGUAGCUCUCCAGAGAUCAUGGAGGCGACAGCAUCCUUUUCUUCAGUGAUGUUGGGAGGGAGACCGCACCUACGUAGGUGGUGUGUGGUGUGUGUGUGUGUGUGUGUUAAUGUGUGUGUGUGUGUGUGUGUGUGUGUGUGUGUGUGUGUGUGUGUGUGUGUCCAUCAGAGCACCAUCUCACCCGGUCUCUUCUUUCCCACAGCCGUGUGUAUCCUUAAAGGCGUCGCUUUGCCAGCAGGAAGCCACACUUUCAAUUGCAAUGACUGUGUGUGUGACGACGGGCGACUGACGUGCGAAGAUGACGUGUGUAUGGUGGACGAGGAGGUCAUCCAACUCGUGAACGACAACCAGCUUUACUACGGCUGGAAUGCCACAAACUACACCAUGUUCUGGGGCAGGAAGGCCAAGGAGGGGCUGUUCCUGAAGACUGGAACCCUCAUUCUAGACGACAAGACAAAAGGUAUGCUGCCCAUCAUCCUGCGCAAAGGUUACAUUCCUCCUGAGUUCGACGCGCGGAACAAGUGGCCCGGGCUCAUCAGCGACGUACUGAACCAAGGGUGGUGUGGCGCAUCUUGGGCAUUUUCCACCGUGGGCGUCGCACAGGAUAGGCAAAUGAUACUUACCCGCGAGCAUGUGUCCUUGGCGCCACAGCAGCUGCUUAGUUGCUUGCACCGUCCGCUGGAGGGCUGCAAGGGGGGCCACAUCGACCGAGCCUGGAACUACAUGAAGAAGAACGGAGUCGUGGAGGAGAAUUGUUUCCCAUACUCCAGCGGUGCCUCAGGGGAGGUUCCCUACUGCCCUCAUGACCCCGAAAUCCUGGCCUGCAAGGUCUACAAGAUGGAGCCAGCCUACCGCAUAUCCAUGAAGGAAGAUGACAUUCAAUGGGAGAUCCUGAACAACGGGCCUGUGCAAGCGGUAAUGUGGGUGAGGCGUGAUUUCUUCAUGUACUGCUCCGGGGUGUACCGCUGCCCACAAAUGACGGGUGAGCCAACAGGCAUGCACUCUGUCAGGAUUCUAGGAUGGGGUGAGGACGGUCCUGUUAAGUACUGGCUGGUGGCAAACUCGUGGGGCACCGACUGGGGUGAAGACGGCCUCUUCAAAAUCCGGCGUGGGACAAAUGAAUGCGGGAUCGAGUCCUUCGUGCUGGCGGUGCGGGGACGACGUGACCCUUGGGCUAAAAAUGGCAACGGCUUUUGAAGUUCUGUUGAUAUUGUGCCCGGUAUGGUCUCAGAUCAACGAAGCUAUUGUCUCUUGGACUCGCAUGAAGAAGGGAUUUGACAUCCUUUAUAUAUUAGAUUAAUUUUAAUACUCUAGAACUAAAAUAAAAAAGUAUUUGAUCCCUUUAAUCGUUGGAAACCUAGAUGAGGUUGUUCCUGAUGUUUCAGGAUUAAACAUAUCUGUAAGCCUAAGUAAAGUUCAAAGUGUUCUGGAUGUCCAAAGAAAUAUAAUUUGUUUUUUGUAUCUAAGUUUGCUGAUAAUGUUCUAGGAUUCAUGCAGGAUAAUGUGAUGUUUUUUCGUGUGUGUGUCUGUAAACCUACGUAAUGUGGCUCAUAGGGUUCUGAAACUCAAGCAAAGAAUAUUUCCAUGCCUCUUGUACCAAUAAAUAUACGUAAGUUUGUUCUGCAACUCAA